Eutrema salsugineum is the source of this 204-nucleotide messenger RNA. RefSeq names its product membrane magnesium transporter-like. The record is from RefSeq and is a predicted model, not a curated record. The coding region runs from base 1 to 204 and encodes 67 amino acids. The transcript is spliced from 3 exons. NCBI's taxonomy places the organism in Eukaryota, Viridiplantae, Streptophyta, Magnoliopsida, Brassicales, Brassicaceae.
AUGGGGUUCGUAGUUGGAGUUUCUGGCGUCCUGAUUCUCUCCUACGCCGCUUACUGGACAAUAGGCCAGUAUAGGGGGUUCUGGGAGAUCACGGAGGAAGAGUUUUCCAGACCGCCGAUGAACGUUGUUCUGGAGUUGAUCAUUGGACUGGCUCUGUGUAUGUGGCCUCCUUUGACUUUCCUUGUGAAACUUCUCUCAAGGUAA